This is a messenger RNA of Mesorhabditis spiculigera, 546 nucleotides long. The record is from the annotation of a GenBank genome assembly. NCBI's taxonomy places the organism in Eukaryota, Metazoa, Nematoda, Chromadorea, Rhabditida, Rhabditidae.
AUGGCCUUUUGGCGCGCUAACUUCGUGCUGCUGCCAAUUCUAUUUUCAGUGGCAGUUGCUGAUACCGAGCUUCCAAUCGAUCAAGAGGUGCGAGAUGGGCUACACGAAGCAAUGGACCAUACACGACUGGUCUGCUCCUUUUUCCAUCAAAUUUUUCUUGAGGAAGCUAUCGCUGAUGCGGAGUUCCCGGAUUACAAACGCUACUUGGACGAUUUUGUAAAAGAAACCUGUGGUGCGGCCAAUACGUGUAAGGUGCCAAAGGGCGUAUGCCAAAAAUCAGCUCCGGGUUUGCAGUUGGCAUUCCAGGCAAGAAACGUUACGAACGUGCGCCGGGUUGCACAGGUGCUCGUCGAGGAUAAAAACCCAAAAAAGUUGUUCGCUUGCGGGACCUCGGGGGGUCUGUCGAACCUACGCGACAAAAGGCUGGAGGUUCCGGGCGAAGAUCUUCGCGAAAAAGCUGAUUGGUCCACACAACCCUUCGGAAUUCGAUAUCGGUCUGGCGGACGAUGUGAUGCCCGCAUAAAACGUGUGGGUAUGGGACGACAA